AUGAUGUGUCGGCACAAUUUAACAGAUUUUAAUUUUGUCGCUCAAUCAUCCUACAGAAAAGACCCCGGCUCAGUCGUCACCGCAAGUGCAGCGAAUUUUCCGGCCGUGAUUGGCAAUGGCAUGUCCUUAGCUUUGAUAACCCUGGCACCAUGUGGCAUACUGCCCGCACACAUCCACCCAAGGGCCGCUAAUUACGUUAUUGCAACAAAGGGUUCGACCAAGACAUAUUUUUAUGAAGAAAACGGCGCCAAGCUCAUCGUCAAUACACUUACGCCGAAUACUAUGACGAUAUUUCCUCAAGCGGCCCUUCAUACGAUGUUUAAUGAGGGGUGCACUGAGGCUACGCUUGUGUCGGCACUCUCUAGCGAGGAUCCUGGCACGUUGACGUUUGCAAAUUCACUUUUUGAGUUACCUAUUGAUCUUGUUAGUAAUGCGUUUGGAGGGGAUAUUUCGAGCUUUAGAAGUAGGGUUCCGAAUCUUGCUAGCAAUGCGAUCGCGGGAACGAGGGAUUGUAUUGCGAGGUGUCGUAAGUGA
Messenger RNA from Orbilia oligospora ATCC 24927, 534 nucleotides. RefSeq lists its product as uncharacterized. Gene Ontology annotation, molecular function: manganese ion binding. Lineage: Eukaryota; Fungi; Ascomycota; Orbiliomycetes; Orbiliales; Orbiliaceae. The transcript is spliced from 2 exons. Gene Ontology annotation, cellular component: cell wall. Bases 1 to 534 code for a protein of 177 amino acids. The record is from RefSeq and is a predicted model, not a curated record.